CCAAUUUAUUGCAGCCCUUAUUGACUGUAUUCUCUUCUUUUUGACAACCUUUCCAUCAUUAUUAUAUCAUCAUCGUCUAUCAUCUACACCCAUCUACAAAUAAACUUGACCUACUACAUCUUCAUCUUUCGCAUUUACAUGUCAAAGUAUGGGCAACACAUACCCAACAAAAGAACCCCCACCAACCCCCGACCUCUCCCUCCCCUCCCACUGCCCCGAACUCGGCAUCUACAGCAACACAAACUGGGACAACGCCUCCUUCGCCCUCUACACCCUAAUCGACCUCCCCCACACUGAACUCCAAACCAUAGCCACAACCCUCGAAGAACGCUGGAUGCAAGCCUCAGAUUACUCAGACACCCAUCUCAUCCGCAUCCCCCAAACCCACAACUUCGCCAACAAAACCCUACAAGACAUCCUCUCCGUCCAAAUCGCCAUGGACAAGGAGAUGACGCCUCGCUCAGACGCAGGUGCGGACGGGGAUCUGGGCUGGUGGCCUAAUGCAUUUAUCGUUGUUGUGGAGAGGGAGUGGGAGGAGAGGGGGCUGUUGUUUGUGUAUGCGGAUGAUGAUGAGGAGGAGGUUGGGAAGAAGAAGAAGAAGGGGAUGUUUGCAAUGGAUAAGUAUUUCUUUAAGCCGAAGGAUGCAUAUAUGAUGCUUUCAAGUUUGGUAUUUGGGGAUGAGUAUCUGGAGAGGAGUAAAGAGCUUUAUGAGAUUGGGGAGGAUGGGUUGACUGGGUUGGAGAGGGAGGGUGUGGAUGGGUAUUAAACGAAAAGUUGUACAAAACACCGGUGGCGUAGUGGUAGAACACGCUCAAGAUAUGUUGACCAGAAAGAUAAGCGAUAAUUAUCUAUUAUUUAUCCUCCAUCCAGAUAUUUAUGUUUGAGAACAGGGUAGGACUGAAUAUGUUUGUUGGGUAUCGAAUCAC
This is a messenger RNA of Aspergillus glaucus CBS 516.65, 926 nucleotides long. RefSeq lists its product as uncharacterized. The transcript has a single exon. The record is from RefSeq and is a predicted model, not a curated record. NCBI's taxonomy places the organism in Eukaryota, Fungi, Ascomycota, Eurotiomycetes, Eurotiales, Aspergillaceae. The coding region runs from base 149 to 766 and encodes 205 amino acids.